UAGAAGCAGUUUGUCAGACAACUGAAAAAACAUGGAGAGGAAGACCUGCAGCACCUUGACACUUAUAUUUCUGUCAUCUUUACAAGUAGGUUUUCUUUCCUGUGAUGCUGCAGAGGUUCUAGCUUCUAUGAACCCAGCAGUAGUCGGAAGCACAGUGACGCUGUCGCUGUCUCCCUCUGUGACUUUGACAAGUGGCAACUGGGCGGUGGGAGAGAAAUUCAUCCUUACUUGGCUUGGGCAGCAGCAGGCGGUUUUUCCUGGUUACAGCAGCAGGGCUUCGGUUAACGUGACGAGUGGAGAUCUCACCCUGAGCUCCCUCACUGUGAGCGACACAGGGGUCUACACAGUGCAGAGCGGCGACCCCCUACUAAAGGCCAGCGUUCCUCUCACUGUUGUAGAGCCCAUAUCAAAUGUGACCCUCAACAUAAAUGGAAGUGAUCUGAUAGAGCGCCAAACCUCAGGGCUGAUUAACUGCUCCGUCUCGACUGGAUCUUCUCUGUCAUUCCUUUGGAUGAAUGGCAGCUCUGAAAUUACAGCCUCUGACAGAGUUCAGCUCAGCGAUGGAAACUCCACUCUCAACAUUGUCAGCGUGAGCCGCUAUGAUUCAGGACCAUUUCGAUGUGAUGUUUCUAAUCCUAUCAGUAAUGGGAGCAGUGAUUCAGUAAACUUCACAGUAAGCUAUGGCCCAGAUAACAUGCGUGUCAUUGUGAAUGAACUGAACAACACUUCCUUCUCAGUUGGGUCAAAUCUGAGCCUACUCUGUUUAACAGAGUCCAGCCCUCCAGCUUAUCUUCAGUGGGCCUUCAAGGGGAACAUUGUGAAUGUAACAGGAACAAUGUUGGAGCUUUCUCAUGUCAGAGAGGACCAGAGCGGUCCAUAUUCCUGCCUGGCCUUCAACAACCGCACCAACCUGCGCAGCAAUGUAACAACCUACAUUACAAUAUCAAAGUCUGAACAGCUGGAAGUGAAUAUAUUUAUUCUUUCUUUGCUGAUCUUGACUGGAUUCUCUUUAUCAAUUGCAGAUCAAUGAGGAUCUUUCAGUCCCAGGAUGAAUUCAAUGCUUUCAGAUAACAUGAACCAAUGUCAGGAGAUGGAGGAUUUGUGAAUAGA
This is a messenger RNA of Cyprinodon variegatus (sheepshead minnow), 1110 nucleotides long. Its product is annotated as carcinoembryonic antigen-related cell adhesion molecule 1-like. Lineage: Eukaryota; Metazoa; Chordata; Actinopteri; Cyprinodontiformes; Cyprinodontidae. The record is from RefSeq and is a predicted model, not a curated record. The transcript has 6 exons. Bases 32 to 1030 code for a protein of 332 amino acids.